Molecule: messenger RNA, 433 nt
Organism: Sinocyclocheilus rhinocerous
Lineage: Eukaryota; Metazoa; Chordata; Actinopteri; Cypriniformes; Cyprinidae
Product: low-density lipoprotein receptor-related protein 1B-like
Exons: 4
Source: RefSeq, a predicted model, not a curated record
UUGCCUGUCCGAGUUUAAAAGCCCGAGGUGUGACGAGAGAGCUAACCCAUGCGAUCACUACUGUCAGAACCAGGGCGUUUGUUCCCUCACCACCUAUAACAAACCUCGCUGCAAGUGCUCUGCAAACUGGUCAGGAACACAGUGCGAAAGACCCACACCCAAGACCAACCGCUCAGAAAACUUUAGCGGGAGAAGUAUUGCCAUAAUAGUGCCUCUAGUUCUUCUUGUAUGCAUUAUCGCCGCUGUUGCAGUGGGACUCCUUAUUUGCAAAAGAUGUCAAAGAGGUAAGCAGGUUCAGCGGCAGCCCAUGGCGAAUGGUGGCUUGAAUGUGGAGAUCGGGAAUCCGUCCUAUAACAUGUACGAAGUUGACCACGACAAUCACGUAGAUGUGGGAAGCUUUCUUCACCCCAGCUUUACCCUUGACCCUCAUAAG